AUGUGGCUGCGGGACUUCCUAUCGAAGGAUUUGCCGCAGUGCCGCACGAUGAUCUACGGGUAUAACUCUAAGCUGUCAAGCUACGGAGUCGAUACGAUCCUCGACGACAGACGGGAGCUGAUGGAGGAGAUCAAGAAAAUCCGAAACACGAAGGAGCUCCAGCAGAGACCUCUGAUUUUCAUUGCACACAGCUUUGGAGGCAUUAUAUUAGCUCAUGCAAUCCAGACGAUGGAGGAAGACCACCCGGCGAUCACGUCGCUAUAUCGAGCUACGUACGGCAUGAUCCUCUUCGCCAUCCCCCACAAGGGAUUAGUGAUGGACGACAUCCAGCAGAUGCUAGCCGGUGACAAAAGCCACCCGCGAGAGCAACUACUGCAACAGAUCUCCAGUAAAUCGGACCUACUGAUCCACCAGCUGGCGGAUUUCAAGAAUUUGAUCAGAGAUCGAAAAGUGGUCAGCUUCUACGAGACGGAGCAGACAAGACGGUUGGUAUUGGACUCGGAAAGCGGAUGA
Molecule: messenger RNA, 513 nt
Organism: Penicillium subrubescens
Lineage: Eukaryota; Fungi; Ascomycota; Eurotiomycetes; Eurotiales; Aspergillaceae
Exons: 4
Coding region: 1-513 (170 amino acids)
Source: RefSeq, a predicted model, not a curated record